This is a messenger RNA of Enhydra lutris kenyoni (northern sea otter), 3537 nucleotides long. RefSeq lists its product as uncharacterized. Lineage: Eukaryota; Metazoa; Chordata; Mammalia; Carnivora; Mustelidae. The transcript has 2 exons. The record is from RefSeq and is a predicted model, not a curated record. Bases 1 to 3513 code for a protein of 1170 amino acids.
AUGGAAGUCACCAAGAAGGUGGGGGGCCCUGAUCCACCGGGCCCCCAAGGCCACCCCUCGGCCAGCAGCCAGCAGCCAGGGGGUGGCCUCAGAAGGUCUGAGGGACCAUGGAUAAACUCAGGAUCUGUGUACUUCAGGCAGGGGUUGUCCUUGUCCCCUGAGGCCAUCACUGAUAGGACCUGCGGCCCUGCCUCCCAGGCCCAUGCCCCUGACCUUGUUCACCAGCUACACCAGGAUCCUGCUGACAUUGGCUCCCAGUGUGUCUGUGAGAGGGCCUCCCAAGAUGCCCCAAGGCCCCCCUCUACUAGCCCGUUUCCAAGCUCCAUCGUGGGAACCCCAACGCAUCUCAUCAUGGAGAACAGGACCCUGGCCCUCCCUGUGUGCACACACAGUGACAGCACCAGUGACACGGUCCAGCAUGGAUUCUGCCGCUUCCGGGUUCAGGCGCAGGUUGCACGGCGGGGCAAAGCUCCCGCUAAAGUCCUGGUAGGCUGGGGCAAAGGCCCCUGUAGCCCUGACCAGGUAGCCCCCUUGGGCAGCAGGAAGAGCAGGUGGCUACCCUAUCUCCUUUCAGGGGACGAGGACUCAGCUGCAGGCCAAGAUCCUCUUCUGGCUCCAGGCCAAGGUCAGGGCCAGGACAAGUGCCCAUGUCCGGCCCAGACUCCUCCAACUCCAACUCAGGCAAAUGCUCUAGCUGUGGCUCCAACUCCAAUGCCAGAAGUAGUUGAAACUUACACCUGCAUCUCUGGCCACUUGACAGACACCACUAUUACAACCAAUGGCUUGUCCCAAGACCUCCUUCCCAGCAAGAGUGACAACCAGUGGCCAGUCCUCUUGGAGUCUUCCAAAGUGGUCUCAUCCCUCCAGGACAAAGUGGAUUUUGGUUUUCAGAAGGAGCCUCCCAACCAAAUGCCUCCUCCAAAUGAGUCCUCAGACCAUGUCCAGGAGGUCAAGGCUGCCAGAACACAGGUGUUAUCCAACCUGCCUGAGAACCCAGUGGAGAAGCCCCCGGUUUGUACCUCUAGGCCAGGCAGCCCAACACCAGGCUCAGGGCCCCCAGGGACCCCUAAGUCCCAGAGGAAUAGCCAGGAGAACUGCAGCUCUCAGCCAGACCAGCAGCCUCUCAACAUUUGCAACAAUACCUACUCCAAUGUGCCCCAGUCUGCCUACCCAGACUCCUGCCACAAGCAGUCACCUGUCCAGUCUCCCGGGGAAGCCAACCAGAUUCCCCCCUCCACUGCCCCUACUUGCCAACUCCAGAACGCUGUGGAAGACCGUGUGCUGGUGUUCGAUAUGGCCACGGGGAACACCAGGAUGGGGCUGCUGUGCCAUGACCCCACGGGUUCACGGGCAGUGCUGCUGGGUGUCAUGCCCAACCACCCAUCUGUCUAUGUUCCCGAAAAUGUGUUGUCUGCUCCACCAUUAGGCAUGCCCAUCCUUUCCCCUGACAACAAUCGCCCCGACUUCUGGUCCACCUCGCCCAUGCUGUCCAGCCCUGCGCCCUCCAGCCUCUCAGCUGGAAGCUACCGAGAGGUGGCCCUGGUUUCCAAGGAGGGCAGGCUCAACUUGGAGUUGCGGGACUCCCCAGGUACUGAGACACCCAUCAGGGUGUUCACUCGGUCCGUUCCACUGGGGAUGCCCCUCCAAUUCGGUGAGAGGAGAUUGAGCCAUGUUCACGAUCCGGGCUGCUCCAAACCUGAUGCAGAAAAAAAUGAAACUAGUCAUACCAUCUGGAAGCUGGACCGCUCCAGGAUGCAGGACACCUCCACGGUUCAGCCCAAGAAACUGCAGUGGAUGAUCUCAGAGCAGCCCGCAGAGCCUGCUCCUCAGGCCCCAACCCAGGAGGUGUCCAGACCGCUGCUUCAGGAGGAUAUAGGCAAACAUGACCAGAAAGAGGUCCUUACCACUCACCCUGACAACCUUGGGGCUGAGGGUGCUGGGCAGGCCUUCCCCAGCGAACCCCCCAUUUCCAAAGAGCCCAUCAUCCCAGGAAGGCCCCCCAUCACCAGGGAGACUGGCCAGGCCUCCACCUUGUGCCAGGAAGGGGAGCCCUUGAGCUUGCCAGCCCAUGUGGGGGUGCUUCAGGUGCCCCUGGCCCCCGAGGAGACCUGUGUCUACAUGAGCAGGGACAAGGUCGGCAUCAGAGCUGCUGAAAGCUCCAGCACACAUCGGGUGCCAUCCUGGCAACCCGGAAGCCCCCCCAGCACCCAGGGGGAGCAGUUUUCCCUGGUCACAUUCUCCACACCUGGCACUGGCUACAAGGUCCUGCCCGUGGCCAUGGUGGGCACCGAGCCACAGGGUCCCCGGUUCAAGCUGACACCCGAGGACAUCUCACACCCAUCAGUGCUUCCACACCUUGGCCUGCUCCGUGGGGCCUGCUACGAGCUGGUGCCCACGGCAGGUACUCUGUCAGUGCAGUCCCCGCUGCUCUGCCGUCACUCGCUGGGCCCCUACCAGGACAUGGCAGCGGUGGUGAUUGACACGGGCACCGGCUUCACUAAGUGCGGACUGGCUGGGGAGGACCACAUCCUCAGCGUGGUGCCCUCACGUGUCCAGCUGCUGCAGCACCCGGCCCAGGAUGAGCCCCGGUACACGGUGCCCGAGAACCAGGAGGCCUCCUAUUCGGUGCUGAAUCGAGGCGUGGUCUCCGACUGGGAUGCCCUGGAGGUGCUGUGGCAGCACCUGUUUUACUGCAGGCUGGGCGUGCGGCCGGAGGAGCUGGCGGUGCUUGUGGCCGACUCGCCCAUCUCGCCGCGCACCAACCGAGAGAAGGUGGCUGAGAUACUCUUCGAGCGCUUCCACGUGCCGGCCAUGCAGACAGUGCACCAGGCCCUGCUGGCGCUCUACGCCUACGGGCGCACCACCGGGCUGGUGCUGGGCAGCGGCCACGGCACGUCCUAUGUGGCGCCUAUCCUCACUGGGGAUCUGGCCCCCCUUGACACCUACCGGCUGGAUGUGGCUGGGGCUGACCUCACUGAAUAUUUGGCUCAGCUGCUGCUGGCGGGGGGCCACUCACCGCCCAAGGUGGGGCUGGUCAACCAGAUUAAAGAGUCCUGCUGCUACGUGGCCAUGAACAUGACAGCUGAGGUGGCCCGCACCCAGACCCAAGCCCGGGUGGACUUCGUGCUUCCAGACAAGCAUGUCAUCACCCUGGGCUCCGAGCGUUUCUGCUGCCCUGAGGCCCUCUUCCAGCCCAGUCUGCUGGGCCUCAACCAGCCUGGCCUCCCGCAGUUGGCCCUCCUGAGCAUCAGCCGGCUGGAGGCCAAGCAGCAGGAGGAGCUGCUGGCCAAUGUGGUGCUGGACGGCGGCAGCACCCUGAUCAAUGGCUUUCCCGAGCGCCUGCGGCAGGAGCUGGGCCCCCGAGCCACUGUGCUGGGCUCUCCCCAUCGCGCUGUCGCUGCUUGGCUUGGAGGCUCCAUCAUGGCGUCCCGGGACUCCUUCCAGAGCCUGUGGCUCAGCCGCCGUGAGUACGAGGAGGAGGGCCCGUGGGCCAUCUACAAGUACCAUCUGUGAGCGCAUAAAAGUUCUCGUUCUGCU